Nerophis lumbriciformis (worm pipefish) is the source of this 1032-nucleotide messenger RNA. NCBI's taxonomy places the organism in Eukaryota, Metazoa, Chordata, Actinopteri, Syngnathiformes, Syngnathidae. The record is from RefSeq and is a predicted model, not a curated record.
AUGAAUUCCUCACUUUCCAACACCACUCUCAAGUGUCUCCAUGAUAUCAGCGUGACCUCAGUGGUCUUCCCCACCUUGUAUAGUAUCCUAUUCAUAUUUGCACUGCUGCUCAAUUUCAUGGCGGCAUGGAUUUUCUUCAGCAUUCCCAGCAAGUCAACCUUCCUGGUCUUUCUGAAGAAUGUGGUGGUAGCUGAUUUGUUAAUGACGUUGACCAUCCCCCUAAAGAUCCUGACAGAUGCCGGUGUGGGAUCAGGUCCACUGCGGGCUUUCCACUGCCGUUACUCAGCUGUUCUAUUCUACAUGACCAUGUAUAUCAGCAUCAUCUGGCUGGGCCUAAUCAGCCUGGACCGCUACCUUAAGAUAGUCCGGCCAUUCGGAAAGGGAACCCUGCAGAAGGUCUGGUUCAGCAAGGUGCUGAGUGUUGCCGUGUGGGUGGUCAUGUUAUCUGCAGCGCUACCUAAUGUGAUACUAAGUAAUCAACCGCCACGCUACUCUAACGGAAGAGUCAAAUGCUCCUCCAUGAAGAACAAGGCUGGCCUACUCUGGCAUCAAGGAUUCAUCUACUUCGGUCAGGUGAUCUUCUGGGGAACGCUGGCCCUGAUGGUGUUUUGCUACACUUUCAUCAGCAAGAAAGUGUACGAGUCAUACAAAGCAUCAAAGUGCACCUCCAAGGCAACUAACUACAAAACCAAAGCCAAGGUCUUUGUGGUGGUUGGUGUCUUCUUCAUCUGCUUUGCCCCCUACCACUUCGCUCGGGUUCCUUACACUCUGCAACAAGUCAGCAAAACAAAAAAGCAGUGCCGGGUGAAUGGGCUUUUUCUAGCUAAGGAGACAACAUUGUGGCUGUCGGCUGCCAACGUGGUCCUGGACCCACUCAUUUACGUGUUUCUGUGCAGCAUGUUCAGGGAGAGACUUACAGCCGCACUUAGACGCAAGCCCCUUCCUAAAGGAGACUCCCCUACUGCCACGACCACACAACUGGAGAUGUCUCAAACGGCAAACAAAUUGAUAAACACGGGCCCAUCAAAAUAA